Gasterosteus aculeatus aculeatus (three-spined stickleback) is the source of this 2345-nucleotide messenger RNA. RefSeq names its product homocysteine-responsive endoplasmic reticulum-resident ubiquitin-like domain member 2 protein. Gene Ontology annotation, biological process: endoplasmic reticulum unfolded protein response. Gene Ontology annotation, molecular function: protein binding. The record is from RefSeq and is a predicted model, not a curated record. NCBI's taxonomy places the organism in Eukaryota, Metazoa, Chordata, Actinopteri, Perciformes, Gasterosteidae.
UCAUCGUUGAAUAUUGACGACAUGCAGCGAAGUCCAACGAAGAAGACUGACACCCCUUCGGAUUCAGUCAGGGCUUGGAGUUAAAACCGGGCUGCAUAUUUCGCUCACUGGGGGUAAACAAGCUGUGUGUCGGCGCCACAACAUGACCGGAAGCAUCUCGCAGCUCGCAGGUCAGCAGCGUCAGACCGGACAGUAACGUCACAGCUGCGCUCGCAUGUCGGGGAGACAACUAGAGAAAUCCAGGAGGACUGGAGCCAGCGGUUCCCCUGACAGGGCGGUCCAGAUCUCUCCCCGCCCCCCCCCCCUCUCUCUCCCUCUCUCUCCAUCUUUUCUCUCCACUUGAGACAAAUGGUUUUGAGUCAUGGAUCAAGGUAUCGUGGACAGUUCUGUUACCCUUGUCAUCAGGGCACCCAACCAGAAGUACAGCGACCACACCAUCAACUGUUGCCAUAACUGGACUGUGGAGAAACUCAAAGCGCACAUCUCCGAUGUGUACCCAAGCAAACCAAUUAUCCGUACACUUUUGGAUUUCCAGAGCUCCAAAGACCAGAGGCUGGUGUAUUCUGGGAAGCUGCUUUUGGAUCACUUUACCCUAAAAGAUGUGCUCAGAAAGCAGGACGAGUACCACAUGCUCCAUCUGGUGUGCGCCGCCCGAACCCCUCCCACCUCCCCGAAGCCCCUCCGCAGCCACAGCAACAAGCCCCAGGAGGGCUCGGCCGGUCCCCCGCCCCUUCUGAAUCCUGCCGGUCCGACCACUGGUCAACACGGCCCUCCAGCAGAGAGCAGUGAUGGACUCCGACAGCGAACCGGACCCUUCCCGUACCACCAGAUGUAUCCACAAUUUAUGCAAAGCUGGGAUCAGUACUCCUCGCCAUCAAUUCCUCCCACUAACAUGCCCACUCAUGUCAACCCCAUGACGCUGAUGUGGUGGCAGCAGUUGUACGCCCGCCAGUACUACAUGCACUAUCAGUUACUGGCUGCCUCCUCUCAACAUCUCAGGCCGGACCAGCCCGCCGCUCACUCCAACCAGCCCGACCCUCUGAGCCAGCGGCCUCAGGCAGAUCGCCGCGGCAACCCCGAAGUCCAGAUGAACGCCCAGGGCGGCGAGAUCAUGAACGAGGAGGAGCAGCACCGGGAUUGGCUGGACUGGGUGUACACGUUCUCACGUGCUGGGGUCCUACUCAGCAUAGUGUACUUCUACUCCUCCUUCAGCCGCUUCGUCAUGGUGAUGAUGGCCAUGGUAGUGCUUUACCUGCAUCAGACCGGCUGGUUUCCCUUCAACCUGGAGAAUGAGCUGCAGCUUCCGGGAGACCGAGACCAUCAGGACGACUUGGAGGGAGAGCUGCAGAACCAGGACCUGCAGGAAAUGGAAGGAGUGAUGGACGACGGCUCGGACGACGAUGGGGAAAGCGGGGAGGAAGGAGCGGAGGAUCCUAACAGCGCCCCCAACGCGGGCUUCCUGUCCUCCACGUGGUCGUUCAUCAUAACUUUCUUCAUGUCUCUCAUCCCGGAGGGGCCGCCAAACGCUGCUAACUGAACCACGAGCCGCUUCGGCUCUCCACAAGGGCACUUUCUUACUGCGAGGGGAGGCCGAGCAUCCUGCCUGCUUAGGAAACCAGUUUAUGUUCAGUACAAUGUUAUAGUUAGUACGAUAGUACUUUAUUACAUAUCCAAGACUUUGAGCCAAAACAUAAAUGACUGAUUUGACGUGAACGGAGGAAAAACGGUCAGAACAUUUUGAACUUUCAAAUGAUCUUAACUUCUGUACAGGUUUGCUAGUGAUGCCUUGUAAACAUAGUUCCAAUGCCAGUAGUCUCUGUAAAUGCAUUGUUUCUGCAUUAAUAAAAUAGGGACAACAGGCACAUUUAUGAAGAUAAACAUUGUUUUUCCUUUGUGUGAAGGUGAAAUAUUUUUUUUAAUGGUGGUUAUAUCCAAAUAAGAUAUUUUCGUUUAGAAAAAGGGCCACUUUAGUCCAAAAGCAAAACUCCUGAGAAGUGACAAGAGUCCUGUAGCGCCUGUGAUGGAUAACAUGAGUGACGAAGUUCAUAAAAAUGUGUACUGACUCGCUUGCACUCAGCUACAGAAAGACCGAAGCAGAUAUUUACUUAACCGUUAACCUAUAGCUCCGCUGUGAGAAGCUGUGGCAGCACGGGGGUUAUCGUUUUAAGCUUCCUACUCUACAAGGUGUGCGUAACCAAGCACAGGUGUAUUUAAUGACAUGAUAGCUGCGGUGUCCUUCGGGGAAGCCGAAUAGCUCGACAGACGAUCGUAAUGUAAUUUCCCUGCUGUGUUUUUCUGACUGUUAAAUGUCUGCUGUGAAUAAAAGGUCCAUCAGCUCCCUCUAA